AUGUCACGGGUGGUGCUCUUCGCGCAGGAUGAUCAUGCAGCAUCUGAAUGCUUGGUGCCUUUGAGCUCAGGCCACCGCGUUCUAGGCGUCGGCCAUGGCGCCAAGACCUCCAUCUUCGCCAGGCGCUGCGUGGACCUGGGCUUCGGCUUGGCGAAUGCCUUGGAGCCGGAGGUCGUGACGGGCGCCAUGGAGAAGUUCCAGCCGGAGCUAACGGUCUUGGUGCCGGACUUGGAGGAGCUUCCCGAAGCCUUCAGCGCCAGCACUGGAAGAUGCUACGUGGUGAAGGUGGGCCUCCAGAUGCCCGGAGCGCCGUGGCCUGAGUUUGCACCCAUUUGGUUCCAGAAGGACAGUCGCGUGGCGAUUUGCCGAAAGGAUGGCCAAGAGGUGGGUGCCGAGCUGGUGCCGGUGGGCAAGGAAGAGACGGCCCUCUCCCUGCGUGCCAAGCAUGCGCUGGUGGCCAGUCGUCUUCUGCAGACCUUGCUGGAGAAAGGCGAAGGGGCCUUGCCAAAACUUGAGAAGGUUGAUGACACUCAAGAGCAGGCACCCAAGCAGAUCAACCUGAAAUGGGACGAGGAGGGUGCGGUUUGCUUGGGCUGGGCGGUGCGAUGGGUGUAUGGCGACAUGCACUCGACGUGGAGUGGUGCUUUGAUGACGUGGCAGACUAGGUGCGAUGCGUUGGACGCGCCGAGCUUGCGUGGCCGAGACACCCUGUCCGGUGCCUUGAUCGAAGAGCGAGCUCGAGCCUUAGUUCAGGAGCGCUUGAGACCAAAACCUCGACCAAAGUUGCUGGCGGAGCAGUUUUUGCUGAACUGCCCAGUGCAUGGCCAGAUGAACCUACCCAACUAUGUGAAGUUAGUGGUGGACACGCCCGAAUUCCAGCGGAUGAGACAUAUUAAACAGCUGGGAGUCUGUGCGCAUGUCUUUCCGGGAGCCAAGCACGAUCGCUACUUUCACAGCAUUGGGACGGCUCAUCUGGCCCUGCAAUUCAUCCAAUCCAUCCGGAAGCAGCAGCCAGAGCUGGGUAUCUCCGAUCGGGAGGAGGUGUGCGUGACCUUGGCUGCGCUUUGUCACGACCUGGGUCACCCGUGCUUCUCCCACAUGUUCGAGGCCUUCAUGCGCCAGCUGGGCAAAGAGAAGCGAGAAGAGGCGAGGUCGAUGUGCCAAAGCUUUGUCCCUCAAGAGGUGGAGAAGAAGAUUCAAAGCUUUGAGACCUGGGAUCAUGAGAAGGCAUCUUUGGUCAUUAUGAAGAAGCUCAUUCAUGACCUGAAGGAUCACUUGCACGAAGUGGGCCUUUGUGUCGAUGAGGAAGGGGAUGAUUUCGAGCUCAUCGCUGAACUCAUCCACCCGCCAACCCCAGUGCUCCGGCGGAUGCUCUCUGCAGGAACCUUGAAGAGCGGCUGGUCGACGAUCAUGAAGGGUCGAAGAGUGGAACGAGCUUGGAUCUAUGAGAUAGUGAGCAAUUGGAGGACGGGGAUUGAUGUGGACAAGUUCGACUACAUGAGAAGAGAUGCCCUCUUCUUGGGCAUUCACAGACAGUGGGAUCACGUUCGCUACAUGAAGUCGGCCUGGGUGAUUUCCGACGCGGGCGUCUUGACCAUCUCGCCACCGGAGAAGGAUCGGGCCAACAUCAGGGAAAACUUGAUGGAGCUCCGGAAGAUGCUGCACGGCACGGCGUACCAGCACAAGACGGUAAAGAAGCUCGAGCUGCACAUGAUUGACAUCUUGAAGUUGAUGGAUCAAGUUCCAUUGGUCUCUGGACUGAAUGGUCAAAAGAUGACGAUCAGUGAAGCCGGCCUCAGCCUGUGUCCAGUGGCGUAUCUGAAGCUCACGGAUACCUUCAUUGAGAGUCGGCUGCUAGACAGGGAGGAUCCAGCUCUGCUGCAAGCCUGUGAGGAGUACAAGGCCCGCUUCUUGGACCGGAAGCUCAUGCGCCUGGCCUUGUCCUGGAACUUACCCAACAUGCGGGAGGUGAACGGUCUUUCUCGCUUCCAGAUACCCAAGGAGGAAACCUUCAUUGAAGAGGUCCUGGCAUCUUACAACUCGGAAGAGAUUCGAGAGGUCGAGAAGGAGAGCAACCCUUGGAGCCCUGUGGCAAAGGAUGAACUGCGGGUGGCCUUUGCCAAGUUGACCUAUGGUAUGGGAGAAGAAGAUCCCAUCCGACACAUUGUCUUCCAUGACAAGAAACAUCAGAAGAAGGACACUCCGGACGAUCCGGAUGCCAAUCCGUACAGGAGCAAGGCCUUCCUCUUCUGGUCGCCAUCCGACUCAGCGCGCUUGCACGACGACGCCACGCGGACGCGGCUGAACGCCGCCGGGGAGAAAGUGGCGGAACGCUUAAUGGGGGAGGAGCCUGACACCACGCCCGCGUCUCCGUUGAAGAAGCGGCGGAGAGUGCUGGAGUUCCAAAUGAGCCAGGACGACGGGAACCGAAAGCUCGCGGACCGAAGAGAAGAGAAGCCCGGUGCCGCGCGGUGCGCGGGCGACUCGGUGGACCGCUACAUCCGCGGGAGCCUCUUCCCACCGCACGAUCCAGCGGUCGUCGAAGUGCCUGGCAAAAGUGAGACCUACUUCAUUGAGAGUAUGGAGCAAUUCAACGACUUUCGCAUGAAGGUUUUAGAGGAGUCGGGCACUCGUGGCCUGCGUCUCAAUCAACGCAGCUAUGCCGCGGACACGCAUUGGUACUCCAAUGUGGGUGGGAGCAUCGUGAAGAUGGGUGACUCAGACAUCCACAUGCCCUUGAAGACCUCUGAGAAGAAGCACAAGGCCAUCAUUCCGGGCGCUGCCCUGGGCGCUCGGAAGAAGCUGCGCAUGAACGAGCCUCUCAUUGGGCCCAAUGCCGAGCGCUAUUGUAGCGCUGCUCUGGCGUCGGGCUGGAUUGGCUCGGGACUCCAAGCCCACAGCCGAAGAUGGACGACACCAGAUGACAGCAGUCGAUACAACGCGGAGACCGUGAGAUCGGCUGAUCGAUACAAGUCAGCGCAAGCGCUUCCGGAUCGACGGAGCGCCUCCAAAGCUUUGGAUCAGGAGCCACUGGGAGUGAACGUGCGAACGCCUUUGGGCCGUGGUGCUUGCUCAGUGGUUUUUGCAGGGACGCACCGGAAGACCGACUUCAGCGUGGCGAUCAAGGCCAUGAGUUGCGCCAUGCCCACAGAGAGGGGCGCCUUGCCAGUGGCGACAGGCAUCGCCAACGAAAGCCAAGUCUUUCGCCAUCUCCUGGAGAGAACGGGAGGCAACAGUCACCCUAAUGUGGUGGAGCUCAUAGGCUGCUUCGAUGGUGAUGGCCGAGAAGCCUCCGAGAUGGGCUUAGAGGUACCACAGGAGGAACGUGUGCACUACUUCGUGACCGAGCGUUUGGAAGGAGGCUCCAUGGACGAGCUGCUGUCGCCCGAUGGAGUCCCCGAAGACUCCGCCCGGGCGGUCGCCAGGAAGGUGUGCGAGGGGCUGGCGAGCUUGCAUGAGCAAGGUGUCGUGCAUCGAGACUUAAAACCGGGCAACGUGCUCUUCAGCAAGAGCGACACCGGUGAGGCCAUCCCAAAGCUCAUCGACUUCUCCCACGCCGCCGUGGCGAAAGACGGGGAGGAGUCGCUACGAGGAGAACUUGGGACUCGUGGCUACGUGGCACCGGAGGUGCUGGCGGAGAAGCCCUAUGGCUCGAAAUGUGAUGUCUUCUCCCUGGGCUGUGUGGUGCAUGCCCUGCUGAGCGGGAGGCCGCCAAGGAGGUGCCUGAGGAUCGGCAUGGUCCAGCAACUGCCUGCGGCGGUCUCCCGCGAGGCGCGCGCCUUCCUCGCGCGGCUGCUGGCGCUGAACGCGCUGGAGCGGCCCUCGGCGCAGGAGGCGUUGUCCGAGCCCUGGAUGAAGGAGUGA
Messenger RNA from Durusdinium trenchii, 3864 nucleotides. The record is from the annotation of a GenBank genome assembly. NCBI's taxonomy places the organism in Eukaryota, Dinophyceae, Suessiales, Symbiodiniaceae.